AGAUGGUGAUGUUGCUGGAAUGGUGGUCAGGCACCGAUUGCACCCUCUACACUGACCCAGAGAGUUACCACAAGUAUGGGAAGGAGAAUGCCAUCGUAAUCCUUAAUCACAACUUUGAAAUUGACUUUCUCUGUGGUUGGAACUUUUGUGAAAGAUUUGGGGUCUUGGGGAGUUCCAAAGUGCUUGCAAAGAAGGAGCUCUCCUAUAUGCCUAUCAUUGGCUGGAUGUGGUAUUUCCUAGAGAUAGUCUUCUGCAAGCGUAAGUGGGAGGAAGAUCGGAAAACAGUCAUGCAGAAGUUGCUGAAUCUCCGGGACUACCCUGAAAACUUUUGGUUCCUGAUUCAUUGCGAGGGCACAAGGUUCACAGAACAGAAGCACCAGAUUAGCAUGCAGGUAGCCGAAGCCAAAGGCCUGCCCAAGCUCAAGUAUCACCUACUGCCACGAACGAAAGGAUUUGCUGUCACUGUGCAGUGUUUGAGAAAUGUAGUUUCUGCAGUCUAUGAUUCUACCCUCAAUUUUAGAAAUAAUGAGAAUCCAACAUUGCUGGGAGUUCUAAAUGGAAAGAAAUACCAUGCAGAUUUGUAUGUAAGGCGGAUUCCACUAGAGGAAGUCCCAGAAGAUGAACAGGAAUGUUCUAACUGGCUCCACAAACUGUAUCAAGAAAAGGAUGCAUUCCAGGAAGAGUACUACCGAACAGGAACCUACCCAGCAGUCCCUAUAGUACCACCCCGACGACCAUGGACGCUUUUGAACUGGCUUUUCUGGGCCUUAUUGCUGCUAUAUCCUUUAUUCAAGCUGCUCAUCAACAUGAUCAACAGUGGAUCAUCACUGACACUGGCUAGUUUUGCAUUUGUCAUUGUAAUGGCUUCUGUUGGUGUUAGAUGGAUGAUAGGUGUUACAGAAAUUAACAAAGGCUCCACCUAUGGCAACAAUGACAACAAGCAGAAACAAAAGUAGUAUCUUCAGAGACUGCUUCAAUCCAAAGGGAACAAAUGCAACUUCUGAAAACUCUUAAGUGCACAUCAUGGUCCUUCAAGUGAGAUCAGAGGAAGGGUAGGACGAGCAAAUUGCCAUGCAUAUCUGAAUCUGUGCUCCUGUUAUUUUUAUCUGGGGGUUUGGGCUAGAUGCCAUGCUUGAAAGAUGCAUUCCUUUGUACGCUCUCCACAACAGGUUUGCAUUUGUUUGGUUGGUUUGUUUUCCUAUAAAGUGUCUUAAG
Messenger RNA from Balearica regulorum gibbericeps (East African grey crowned-crane), 1215 nucleotides. Lineage: Eukaryota; Metazoa; Chordata; Aves; Gruiformes; Gruidae. The record is from RefSeq and is a predicted model, not a curated record.